GAGUGCUACAUAAACACCAGAACCAUUGUGAUUUCUGAGCUCCAUGGCAUGCAGAGUUUCAUUCACCUUGUCCAUGGAGAUCUCACAAGCCUUCGUCUUCGCCUCUCUUCUCCUCCUCCUCCUCCUCACAUGGCUUCUCUUCCAUCUCCUAUCCUACCAAGCUCCACCACCCAAUGGCGACGGUGGCCGGCGCAUCCCGAGCCCGCCGGCCCUCCCCGUCGUCGGCCACCUCCACCUCCUCAAGAAGCCGCUGCACCGCUCCCUCGCCGCGCUGGCGGCGCGCUACGGCGGCGGCGCGGGGCUCCUCCUGCUCCGGUUCGGCGCGAGGCCGGUGGUGCUCGUCUCCUCCCAGGCCGCCGCCGACGAGUGCUUCACGGCGCACGACGCCGCGCUCGCGGGCCGCCCGGGGCUCGCGUCGCGGCGGCUGCUCACCGACGGCUGCCCCACCAUCGCCACGGCGGGGCACAGCGCGCGGUGGCGCCACCUCCGCCGCCUCGCCACCGUCCACGCCCUCUGCGCCCGCCGCCUCGCCGCCACCUCCCCCGCGCGCGACGCCGAGGCCCGCGCCAUGGCGGCGAGGCUCUACUCGUCCUCCUCGUCGUCGUCGGCGGCGUCGGCCGUCGUCGUCGGCGUGAAGCCGGCGGCGUACGGGUUCGUGGCGAGCGUGAUCAUGUCCAUGGUCGCCGGCGAGCGCAUGGCGGAGGAGGACGUGCUCCGGUUCAAGGCCAUCACCGAGGCCGGGCUCGCGGCGGCGGGGGCGGCGAACCGGCAAGACUUCCUCCCGUUCCUCCGGCUGCUGGACUUCGGGAGAGCCCGCCGGCGGCUCGCCGGCAUCGCCAAGGAGCGGCACGACUUCGGCCAGCGCAUCGUCGACGAGUACAGGCGCCGCCACCGCCGUCGCCUCGCCGUCGCCGCCGAUGACUUCUCCUCCUCGCCGCCGCGGCGUACGGUCAUCGGCGACCUGCUCCGGCAGCAGGAGAGCUCGCCGGAGUCGUACGCCGACGAGGUCAUCCGUACCGUCUGCUUGAGUUUACUACAAGCCGGAACUGACACAUCAGCAAGCACGAUCGAGUGGGCGAUGGCUCUCCUCCUUAACAAUCCAGAUGUGCUCAGGAAAGCAACGGAUGAGAUUAACUCUGUUGUUGGCAUGUCCCGCCUCCUCCAGGAACCCGACCUCGCUAACCUCCCCUACCUCCGGUGCAUCAUCACGGAGACGCUCCGGCUGUACCCUCUAGCCCCGCACCUUGUCCCGCACGAGGCGUCACGUGACUGCAUGGUCGCUGGACACGUCAUCGCACGCGGGACGAUGGUGUUGGUCGACGUGUACUCCAUGCAGCGGGAUCCCCGUGUUUGGGAGGACCCGGACAAGUUCAUACCCGAGAGGUUCAAGGGUUUCAAAGUCGAUGGAAGUGGGUGGAUGAUGCCCUUCGGUAUGGGGAGGCGGAAGUGCCCCGGUGAAGGCCUUGCUCUUAGGACGGUAGGGAUGGCGCUAGGGGUUAUGAUACAAUGCUUUCAGUGGGAGCGCGUCGGAAAGAAGAAGGUUGAUAUGAGUGAAGGUUCUGGGCUCACCAUGCCUAUGGCCGUGCCUCUCAUGGCCAUGUGCCUACCACGUGUGGAGAUGGAGUCUGUGCUCAAAAGUCUCCUUCGAUGGCGACGCUUAGCUGAGCUGACAGUGACCUCAGCCAUGGCGGCCAGCAGCCGGCAUGGGCCAUUCAUCAAUUGGAGUGAUGGGCUCUUCCUCUUCUUGUCUUCUUCUUCCUCGAGGAAUCGCUUCCUGAGAGUGUUCUUGCCGUUCCCGGAUCCGUCGACGAUGAUGGCUGGUCUCGAGGUUGCCACGACAGCGGUGACCGGCGGCGACGCUAGCCUGGUUGUCGUCGUCGGCGUUCUGUUCUUGAUGGUCGCCGUUGUUGUGAUGACGAGGUUGGGUGAUGGAGGUGCGGCGCCGAGCCCGCCGGCGAUGCCGGUGCUCGGCCACCUGCACCUGAUCAAGAAGCCGCUGCACCGCUCGCUGGCGGAGGUCGCCGCGCGGGUGGGGGCGGCGCCGGUGGUGUCGCUGCGGCUGGGCGCGCGGCGGGCGCUGCUCGUGUCGACGCACGCCGCGGCGGAGGAGUGCUUCACGGCGUGCGACGCCGCGGUGGCGGGGAGGCCGCGGCUGCUCGCCGGGGACGUCCUCGGGUACGGCCACACCACCGUCGUGUGGGCCUCCCACGGCGACCACUGGCGCGCGCUCCGCCGCCUCCUCGGCGUCGAGCUCUUCUCGAACGCGCGCCUCGCCGCGCUCGCCGCCGACCGCCGGGCCGAGGUCGCGUCCCUCGUCGACGCCGUCCUCCGCGACGCCGCCGCCGGCGGCGGCGGCGGCGGCACGGUGACGCUCCGGCCCAGGCUGUUCGAGCUGGUGCUCAACGUGAUGCUGCGCGCGGUGACCGCGCGCCGCCACGCCGGCGACGAGACGCGCAGGUUCCAGGAGAUCGUCGAGGAGACGUUCGCGGCGAGCGGCUCGCCGACCGUCGGCGACUUCUUCCCGGCGCUCCGGUGGGUCGACCGUCUCCGCGGCGUCGUGGCCACCCUACAAAGCCUUCAGAAAAGGCGCGACGCGUUCGUCGCCGGCCUCGUCGACGACCACCGCCGAACACGCCGCGCCGCCGCCGCCGCCGCCGACAAGGAUCAGAAGAAGAACGGCAUCAUCGACGCCCUCCUCACGCUGCAAGAAACCGACCCCGACCACUACACCGACAAUGUCGUCAAGGGCAUCGUCCUGGUGCUGCUCACCGCCGGCACCGACACGUCGGCGCUGACAACGGAGUGGGCGAUGGCGCAGCUGGUGGCGCACCCGGAGGCGAUGACGAAGGUCAGGGCCGAGAUAGACGCCAACGUCGGCGCGGCGCGGCUGGUGGAGGAGGCCGACAUGGCGAGCCUCCCCUACCUCCAGUGCGUCGUCAAGGAGACCCUCCGGCUCCGCCCCGUCGGCCCGGUGAUCCCGGCGCACGAGGCCAUGGAGGAUUGCAAGGUGGGUGGCUACCAUGUCCGGCGUGGCACGAUGAUCCUCGUGAACGCGUGGGCGAUCCACCGCGACGGCGAUGUCUGGGGCUCGCCGGAGGAGUUCAGGCCGGAGCGGUUCAUGGACGACGGCGCCGGCGCCGGCGCGGUGACCGCGGUCACCGCGCCCAUGCUGCCGUUCGGGCUCGGCCGGCGGCGGUGCCCCGGCGAGGGGCUCGCCGUGCGCCUCGUCGGCCUGACGGUGGCGGCGCUCGUGCAGUGCUUCGAUUGGGAGAUCGGCGAAGGCGGCGCCGUCGACAUGGCCGAAGGCGGCGGGUUGACGAUGCCAAUGGCGACGCCAUUGGCGGCUGUCUGCCGGCCUCGAGAGUUUGUCAAGACUGUGGUGUCUGAUUGCUUCUGAAUAUAUGAUGUUUCGGUGUAGUUUUCUGAAAGAAAAUAGUAAAUCCAAAAUGUGAUUUGGAUUGUUUAGUGAUGGCAAUGUUUAGAGGGGUCUUGAAAUUCAAAUUUUAGAAAUAUAGAAUAAAUGUUUGCUAAGUAAAUAGUUGUACCUGUACAAGCUUAUUAAUGAACGGACCCAUCGGUUCGCUUA
Messenger RNA from Oryza sativa Japonica Group (Japanese rice), 3586 nucleotides. RefSeq lists its product as uncharacterized. The record is from RefSeq and is a predicted model, not a curated record. Lineage: Eukaryota; Viridiplantae; Streptophyta; Magnoliopsida; Poales; Poaceae. Gene Ontology annotation, molecular function: oxidoreductase activity, acting on paired donors, with incorporation or reduction of molecular oxygen; iron ion binding; heme binding.